AAUCUGGGACUUGGCCCCGGGGCGGAGCGGCUCGACUUACAGACUGACUAGCGCGCGCCAUGUCAGCUACGCAUGAAUACAGAGCCUACCUGCGGAACACCGUGGACAUGGAGGCGGGCCAGCACCGCUUCAACCCACCGGCGCAGGUUUCGGAGCCCACAUACCGGUCGCUGCUAAUCGGGACCCUCGCUGUUAUGGGAUUGCUUCAAGUGGCCUCCAGCAUGGCGAUCUUUUUGCAUCUGACGGGUUAUCUCCAAGAGACAAAUUUGUCCACAGCCCCACACCAGCCCAUCGAGGAAGUUCAUCCGGAGCCCAUAGUAAAUGCACUGAAAGACCCAAAGAGAAGACAAUGCAAAAAUCCUAAAGAUCGUAUGCAAGCAUCCGCCCAUCUACCAAUCAAAGUGAAUCAAGAUUUUCCUAAAAGUGAGUCCAAGGUUGAGAAGGCCACCGUCAUCGAAUGGGAUGAAGUCCAUGGAACUCUUCACAAUAUGAGUUACCAGAAAAGAAAACUGCUAGUGACCGUACCAGGCUUCUACUACGUUUAUGCUAAAACCUGCUUCCGCUACUACAAGCUUGGAGGACCAGAAGAAAUUCCUCCAGUUGAUGUUAGCAACACCCAACUCAUCCAGUACGUCUAUCACGAGAGCAUCAAGCAGAACAACAAGGCAGGGCAGCUGAUGAAGACAGGCAGCACUAUGCGCUGGAACAACACGAGCUAUAACAUGUACUGCGCCCAGCAGGGCCGAGUGGUUUACCUGGACAAGGGAGACGCCUUGUUCGUCAAUGUGUCCAACGCUUGGAUGCUGGACAAGGAGGCAGAAGGGACGUAUUUUGGGGCCGUAAAGUUUGGGAACUGAAAUGCAAACGUGUGUAACAAACAUGCUACUGAACAUUUUUAAAUGCCAGAAAACCACUGUUAGUGACGUGUAAUGU
This is a messenger RNA of Nematolebias whitei (Rio pearlfish), 933 nucleotides long. RefSeq names its product TNF superfamily member 11 (gene tnfsf11). Gene Ontology annotation, cellular component: membrane. The coding region runs from base 60 to 857 and encodes 265 amino acids. Gene Ontology annotation, biological process: immune response. The record is from RefSeq and is a predicted model, not a curated record. The transcript has 4 exons. Gene Ontology annotation, molecular function: tumor necrosis factor receptor binding. NCBI's taxonomy places the organism in Eukaryota, Metazoa, Chordata, Actinopteri, Cyprinodontiformes, Rivulidae.